AGCUGAGCGGGAGUGUAUAUAAAGUGCUGAGCUGAGGCUUUCCGCUCAGCUGUUGUGUGAGCAUCAUUGCUGACCUGAGCACGACUGCAGACUUCAAGUUUCCGGAGAAGUUUGUUUUGCCUCGAUAAGCCAUCGCAAGACUACCGCCAACAUGGAUAUAACUAUCACUAUGGUGGGUGGGUCCCACACCGUGAGGGUGAACCCACAGGACACAGUUGGCUCUCUGAAAAUAAAAAUCCAGAGCAUGCUGGGAGUCGACCCCCAGAGGCAGAAGCUGGUUUUCAUAAACGGCCAGAAGACCCCUUUCAACGACGACUCCAAACCCAUCAGCUACUACGGCUUACAGCACGGCUCCCAGGUGUCCCUGCUGGUCACCGAGCCUCCUCCCACCCAGGUGUCCCUCAAAAAUGAAAAUGGACAGCUGAGCACCUACGACAUCAGGCUCGACGAGACUGUGAGCAACUUCAAGAACAGAGUCGAGAAAAGAGAGGGGGUGACAGCGAGCCAGCAGAGGCUCAUUCACCAAGGCCGGGAGAUGCAGGGUGGCAAACUGGAGGACUACAACGUCAGAAACCACAGCACCAUCGACCUGGCUUUACGUCUGAGAGGAGGCUGAGGACACUUGAACAUGAUUCAGUCUGUGUUAAAGAUUGUGUUUAAUUAAUACAAACCACUGUGUUAUGGAUUCUGUCAUGGCAAAUACAUGUUAACUGCACUCAAUACAAAAAAAUAAAGUUUCUAACAGUA
This is a messenger RNA of Oreochromis niloticus (Nile tilapia), 747 nucleotides long. RefSeq names its product polyubiquitin. Gene Ontology annotation, molecular function: polyubiquitin modification-dependent protein binding; proteasome binding; ubiquitin binding. NCBI's taxonomy places the organism in Eukaryota, Metazoa, Chordata, Actinopteri, Cichliformes, Cichlidae. Gene Ontology annotation, biological process: proteasome-mediated ubiquitin-dependent protein catabolic process. The transcript has 2 exons. The coding region runs from base 152 to 616 and encodes 154 amino acids. Gene Ontology annotation, cellular component: nucleoplasm; cytosol. The record is from RefSeq and is a predicted model, not a curated record.